Molecule: messenger RNA, 1458 nt
Organism: Parastagonospora nodorum SN15
Lineage: Eukaryota; Fungi; Ascomycota; Dothideomycetes; Pleosporales; Phaeosphaeriaceae
Exons: 2
Coding region: 55-1335 (426 amino acids)
Biological process (GO): activation of GTPase activity; nucleocytoplasmic transport
Cellular component (GO): perinuclear region of cytoplasm; nucleus; cytosol
Molecular function (GO): small GTPase binding; GTPase activator activity
Source: RefSeq, a predicted model, not a curated record
AAUACCUCACUUUUGGAACCUUUGUACAGCCUGCUGUACGAGUCUCUGUGCACAAUGUCGGGAUCUAAAAUCUUUUCGAUCGAGGGCAAGGGCCUCAAACUCACCACGGCCGAGGACAUUGAGCCACACAUUCAGGACCUGAAGGCACAUGACCAGGUUGAGGAGGUCAGGUUCUUGGGCAACACUCUCGGUGUGGAAGCUAGCGAGGCACUGGCAAAGGUACUCGAGACCAAGAAGAGCCUCAAGGUCGCGAACCUCGCCGACAUCUUCACAUCGCGUCUCCUGUCCGAGAUCCCACCUGCGCUCUCCCACCUCGUCACUGCUCUCCUCUCCCUCCCCGAACUCCACACCGUCGACCUUUCGGACAAUGCUUUCGGUCUCAACACUGUAGCCCCACUUGUCGACUUCCUCUCCCAGCACACGCCACUGCGCUACCUGUACCUGAACAACAAUGGUCUCGGCCCCGCUGCCGGUGUCCUCGUGGCCGACGCGCUCACUGCGCUUGCCGCAAAGAAGGAGGCUGCGCGUAAGGAAGGCAAGCAGGUGCCUGACCUCGAGCUCGUCAUCUGCGGGCGCAACCGCCUCGAGACUGGCAGUAUGCAGGCAUGGGCCAAGGCCUACGCAGCGAACAGCGGAGUCAAGACCAUCAAGAUGACACAGAACGGUAUCCGGCAAGAAGGUAUCACACAUCUCCUCGCCCAUGGUCUUUCGCAUCUCUCCAAGCUCGAAACCCUCGAUCUUCAGGACAACACCUUCACAGCCAUGGGUGCAAACGCCCUUGGCAGCGUCGUUGGGAAGUGGACAGAGAUGCGUGAGCUCGGCGUUGGUGAUUGCUUGCUGGGCGGUCGUGGUGGUGUUGCUCUCGCGUCAGCCCUUGCCAAGGGCCAGAACAAGAAGCUCGAGGUCUUGCGCCUGCAGUUCAACGACAUCAACGCCAAGGGUCUUGCUGGUCUUACUUCUGCUGCGUCUAGCUCGCUCCCCGCCCUCCGCCGUGUUGAGUUGAACGGUAACAAAUUCGGCGAGGACGAUUCGAGCAUCGACAAGCUCCGCGAAGUGCUCGACGCACGGAAGGAGGAGAGCGGCGAACACGAGGACGAUGAGGAAUACUGGGGUCUCGAUGAGCUCGAUGAGCUCGACGAUGAUGAGGAAGACGAGGAGAGCGACGCAGAGGCGAAGCAUGGUGAGGACAGCGACGAGGAGGGUGUCGAGGUUGAAGAGAAGACCGCACGACAAAUCGUCGACAACAAGCUUGCCGAAGAGAGCAACGUGGCGCAGCAAAAGGAUAAGAAGGUUGACGACCUGGCAAAUGCUUUAGCAAAAGCCGAGAUCAAGUAGAGAAGCUUUGAAGUGAACAGUUGAAUUAAUACGUAAUGGCUUCGGCUUGCAUUGAACAGAGUGGUAAAACAUUGUAGAUGUGUAUCAACCACACUUUCAGUAAUGAUGACGUAUACGACCAUG